This is a messenger RNA of Astyanax mexicanus (Mexican tetra), 2829 nucleotides long. Its product is annotated as cytospin-B. The transcript is spliced from 12 exons. The coding region runs from base 154 to 1707 and encodes 517 amino acids. The record is from RefSeq and is a predicted model, not a curated record. Gene Ontology annotation, molecular function: protein binding. Lineage: Eukaryota; Metazoa; Chordata; Actinopteri; Characiformes; Acestrorhamphidae.
GUUAAUGGAAGAAGACGCGAUGAUUGUGGGAGUGUGAGAUGCGCGCGAGGCUGGUCUGUACGGAUUAAUGGAGUUUUAAACGGGAUGACGCUUUAAACCGAAUUGUGGGAACCGAUUUCCUCGAUACAGGGACAGGAGCUUACGUUUUGCAGGAUGGGUAAUUAUGCUGGCAAGGAACGCCAUGGGUCCCCAGUUUCUCCCACUGACCCAUUCCAGACUCCGCCCGGCUCUCCCCUCAUGCUCAUUUUACCCCCCAAAACACACCCUCUCUCCAGCACUGACCACUCUAACCCCUCCCUCACGCCUGAUGGGACAUUCUGCCCUGUGAUUGGCCCUGGCGACUGUCCGUCAUCAGAAAAAGUAACAAGUGAAAAGCUCAAGACCCCUGUGUCCCCCAACAAGACUAACAGCCCUCCCAUAAGCCCAUGCAGACAACUGAGUCUGCAGGACAGCAAGGAGAGUACCACUGAAACCACGCCCACAUCAACAUCACCCACCGCAGCCACGCCCACACCAGCCUCACCUGUGGUGUCUUCUCUCACAGUCGGCAGGGUGUGUGAAGGGGUGAUAGAGCCGGAGCUUCUGCAGGAGUGUGUGCUCGCUUUGGGCGUCAACUGUACGGAGGAGCAUUCACACACACUCACAGAUCUGUUGAGAUGUUUCCUGACAGAAAGAACACAGAUGAAGAAGGAGAUAAGGAGUCUGAAAGAAAAAAUGGAGACAGAGCGCAGCGAGUGGCUGCAGUUCCAGUCCGACCUGCAGGUAGCGCUGGUGGUGGCAGACAGACUGAGAGCGGAGGCGGAGGAGGAAUUAAGCAUGCUCAGGGAGGCGCAGCAGGACUGGGAGAGGCAGCUGGCCGACACUCAGAAGGGCCAGAAAGAGGUGGAGGUGCAGAUGGAGCGGCUAAAAGCGGAGCUGGAGCAGAGUAGGCAGAAGAAGAGCCAAGGGAAGGACACUCUCGGCCAACAGGGGGCGCUGCCUCCAUCCCGGGGCAGAGAAAGAGGACCGGCAGAUGGGGGCGUGAGGAGCACUGGGACAGGGGGGAGAUGGAAAGAAGAGAGAGGGAGAGGAGAGAAAGAAACAGAUACUACAGAAAGAUCACGAAGCCUGUCCCGACUUCCCUCAGACCCCCCCAGCACUGUGCUGAAUGGUACAUCCCAGACCUCCAUAAAGUUUACUACAAAACCAGUCAGUAAGAAUAACAACCCAGCCAGAGAGAGACUGAUCUUAGACCAGCAGGACAACCUGAUCAAUUCAUAUAAAGAUAAAAAGGAUGGGAAUUUAUCACAUUUGUCGAGUUCUCCUCUUAUAGAUCUUCCCCUGAAUAAGACCGGCAGGACGACGCCUCUAGAGGACUUCAGUAAGCUGGUGCGGCGGCAUGGGGGCUCCAAGAGGAACUCACUACUGCGCUGGUGCCAGAACCGAACCAUCGGAUACUCGAAUAUUGAGAUCACUAACUUCAGCAGCAGCUGGGUGGAUGGUUUGGCCUUCUGUGCAGUUUACCAUACCUACCUCCCUUCACAUAUACCAUAUAACACGCUCAGUCCUGAGAACAAGAAAGAAAACCUCUUACUGGCAUUUCAGACGGGACAGAGUGUGGGAAUCACUAACUCACUGACAGUGGAGGAGAUGCUGAAAGCCGAAGGUCCCGACUGGCAGAGAGUCCUGGGGUACGUGGAGAACAUAUACCGGCAUUUUGAGAUGUGAUGCCUCCUACUGGAUACCCACCAUAUUUGCCUUUCACCACUUUUGGACCCCUGCAGGUUUGACAGACACUCCAGCUACCAUCUAAGUGGUUUCAGACUGGAGUAAAGUCCGUCAAUAUUCAAUAUUUUUACUUUCUUUAAACUUGAACUUGAAACCAACACUCUACAGCCCAGGACUGCUCAGUUCCCAGUCAAGCUGAGGCACAGGGAACUGGUUACACACCUGCUUUCCUUUUUAUACAGAACAUCUACCCAGAACACUUAUUAAGGGAAUUUAGCACCAGUUCCGCAAACUUCAAGACCUUCAGCUUGAAAAUGGACAAACAUGGUCCAUUACUGUGGACCACUGCAACUGCCACUGUUUCGUUGCCAUAUGGCGCCCUCUGCUGGUCACAGUUUGAAUGUACUGAAAGACACUGAAAGAAUGUUGUAGUCAAAAAAUAUUGUUGUUACUAAAAUACAGCUCUGGAAAACAUUAAGAGAUUAAAAUGAUGAGUUUCGUUGAUUUUACCAAAUUGAAAAUAUCUGGAAUAUAAUCAAGAGGACGAUGAAUGAUCAUAACCCAUCAAACCAAGCUGAACUGCCUGAAUGUUUGCACCAGGAGUGUCAUAAAGGUAUCCAAAAGCAGUGUGUAAGACUGGUGGAGGAGAACAGGCCAAGAUGCAUGAAAACUGUGAUUAUUGCAUUAAAUAUGAAUUUCUGAACACUUAACUUUAUAAAUAUGAACUUCUUUCCUUAGCAUUAUUAGAGGCCUGACAGCUCUUCAACAUUUUGUGAAAAUGAAAAAAAAAAUAUUGUCCAUAGUUUAUAGAAUACAACAAUAAUGUUCAGAAACUAAAGUGGUCUCUUAAUUUUUUCCAGAGCUGUAUGUGAAAAUGAACAGCCAUCAUUACUGAAAUUAUGCAAGGGUAAUGUUGAUAAUUAGUGCAUAUCUGACACUCUUUGGUUGUUAGCCCCAAGAAUGUUUUGUCACUCUAUUCCUGAUGAAGCAGUGUGUGUGAGGCAACUUAAUUUAACUUGAGGUAAAAAAGUUUUGCCCUUUACAGCAAAGCAGCAAUAAUGAUGAUUUCCAUUUACUUCUGAUGUAAGGGCUGAAAAUAAAUGUGCACACUAGUUGACAGUG